UUUUCCGAGUUUUCCGAGUCUUCUGAGUCUGCCUAGUUUUCUGAGUCUUCUGAGUCUUCUGAGUCUACUGAUUCGUUUGAGUCUUCUGAGUCUUCUGAGUCUUCUGAGUUUUAUAAGUCUUCUGAGUCUUCUGAGUCUUCUGAGUCUUCUGAGUCUUCUGAGUCUUCUGAGUCUUCUGAGUCUUCUGAGUCUUCUGAGUCUUCUGAGUCUUCUGAGUCUUCUGAGUCUUCUGAGUCUUCUGAGUCUUCUGAGUCUUCUGAGUCUUCUGAGUCUUCUGAGUCUUCUGAGUCUUCUGAGUCUUCUGAGUCUUCUGAGUCUUCUGAGUCUUCUGAGUCUUCUGAGUCUUCUGAGUCUUCUGAGUCUUCUGAGUCUUCUGAGUCUUCUGAGUCUUCUGAGUCUUCUGAGUCUUCUGAGUCUUCUGAGUUUUCUGAGUCUUCUGAGUCUCCUGAGUCUUCUGAGUCUUCGUCUUCUGAGUCUUCUGAGUCUUCUGAGUCUUCUGAGUCUUCUGAGUCUUCUGAGUCUUCUGAGUCGUCUGAGUCUUCUGAGUCUUCUGAGUCUUCUGAGUCUUCUGAGUCUUCUGAGUCUUCUGAGUCGUCUGAGUCUUCUGAGUCUUCUGAGUCUUCUGAGUCUUCUGAGUGCUCUGAGUCUUCUGAGUCUUCUGAGUCUUCUGAGUCGUCUGAGUCUUCUGAGUCUUCUGAGUCUUCUGAGUCUUCUGAGUCUUCUGAGUCUUCUGAGUCUUCUGAGUCGUCUGAGUUUUCUGAGUCUUCUGAGUCUUCUGAGUCUUCUGAGUCUUCUGAGUCGUCUGAGUCUUCUGAGUCUUCUGAGUCUUCUGAGUCUUCUGAGUUUUCUGAGUCUUCUGAGUCUUCUGAGUCUUCUGAGUCUUCUGAGUCUUCUGAGUCUUCUGAGUCUUCUUAGUCUUCUGAGUCUUCUGAGUCUUCUGAGUCUUCUGAGUCUUCUGAGUCUUCUGAGUCUUCUGAGUCUUCUGAGUCUUCUGAGUCUUCUGAGUCUUCUGAGUCUUCUGAGUCUUCUGAGUCUUCUGAGUCUUCUGAGUCUUCUGAGUCUUCUGAGUCUUCUGAGUCUUCUGAGUCUUCUGAGUCUUCUGAGUCUUCUGAGUCU
This is a messenger RNA of Aedes albopictus (Asian tiger mosquito), 1116 nucleotides long. Its product is annotated as secreted protein C-like. Gene Ontology annotation, cellular component: cytoplasm; nucleus. Gene Ontology annotation, biological process: odontoblast differentiation; dentinogenesis. The transcript is spliced from 3 exons. NCBI's taxonomy places the organism in Eukaryota, Metazoa, Arthropoda, Insecta, Diptera, Culicidae. Gene Ontology annotation, molecular function: collagen binding. The record is from RefSeq and is a predicted model, not a curated record. The annotation marks the transcript as partial.